Molecule: messenger RNA, 645 nt
Organism: Paramecium sonneborni
Lineage: Eukaryota; Ciliophora; Oligohymenophorea; Peniculida; Parameciidae
Source: the annotation of a GenBank genome assembly
CUUUAUAAAAAUAUUUUAAUGAACUUCUUAUUUCCUAAAAUACAACCAAGACCAAUAAAUCUAUUGGAAAGUUAAUGUUAAAGUGCUCUUAAAGAAAUAAGUUAAUCAAAAAAAAGGAUAUAGAUAUAUGAUUCCAAAAAAAACUUAAAUAAACUGAGCUUUUCUGAAAAAUCAUCUAAUCAUCAGAUAAGAUAAGUAUCCCAAAUUAUAAAUGAUCAUUCUUCGGAUAUUAAAUAAUUCCCAUAAUUAAAUAAAAAAAAAUUUUCAGUUUGUAGCAUAGGAGUUAAUCCAAAAACUGAGAAAUAUAAAAUUCAUCUUGAUUUGAAUAAUGAUUAAAAUCCAAUUUAAAUACCUCAUUUGAGUAUAAAAACACCAUAAAAAUAUCCUCCAAUUUUAGCUAAUAAAAUUUUACCACCUACAAGAAGGUUUAAAACAGAAAGUAGUGAUGGUACAUCAAAAUAAAUUUAUAAAAUUUCAAGUCAUUUUACUCUUCAAACAGCAAAAGAUAGGUAAUAAAAAUUAGUUAAAAAUAUUUAAUCUCUAAUUGAAUAAGUGAAUUCCUCUAGAGAUGAAAAACUAUGUAAAUUAUUCGAUAAAUUAAAACAUGAUUUAAAUUUAGAUGAAAUAUAACUUGAAAAUGAAUGA